UCACGCAUCUAUUGUACUUUUCUCAUGUCCUCAGAUGUAGCUACUGCUCUUUAACAGUGGAGGUAUUAUUAAUAUUAGACGCAUAUGCAUGCAUUCACACAUGGAUUCUGAUGCUGGUUUGAAGAAACCCUGAGGCUUUGAGAUGCUUGAUUGUCCUGCCUCAUGUCUGGACGUGUUCAGCCUGUGAUCACUCUUUUCAUGCUUCAUUCAUUUAUAUUCUGAGUUAUGAUCUCAUUUUACAGAGAACAGCUCAUGUUUUCCUGGAGAGAAGUUUAUGAGCACUUAGCCAUUUUAUUUGAAUAUUGUUGAAUAUUGCUGGAGAGGUCUGAUAUCAUUUUAUUUGACUAGAACAACUGAGCAAAUUGAAAUGACCCUUUGAAAGUCUGACUGCUGUUUUAUUCCUAUGCUUGUUUUGCCUUUUACUUCCAGGCAUUGUCCUUUUAACAAAAGGCUCAUUGGCUCUGUUUGACUCUCCAUUGUGCUGUAGCUCCUGGUGGUCCCGGUGUGGGUCUCCAGACGUCUACAGGGUGUUUACCGUAUGUAGUUAGUCUUUUAUUAGUCCAGACAGAUGAAGUGGGUUUUUAUGGAAAUUUCUAGUGAAACCGUUCACAACACGCCUGCAGACGUCCAGCACACCUGGACCAUUUCCUGAGUUUCUCAUCAUGCCAAACUGGGGUGGAGGAAACAAAUGUGGCGCCUGCCGCGGGACGGUGUACCACGCUGAAGAGGUCCAGUGUGACGGGGGCAGUUUUCACAAGUGCUGCUUCCUCUGCAGCUGUUGCAAAAAAGGGUUAGACAGCACCACACUGGCCAUCCAUGACCAGGAAAUCUACUGCAAGUCCUGCUACGGUAAAAAGUACGGCCCGAAAGGAUACGGCUACGGUCAGGGAGCAGGAACGCUCAACAUGGACCGCGGUGAGAGACUGGGCAUCAAACCAGAAGAAACCCAGACUCACCGGCCCAGCACCAACACAAACCCGUCCAAGUUUGCGCAGAAGUUCGGCGGCUCGGAGAAGUGUGCACGCUGUGGAGAGUCUGUGUACGCUGCUGAGAAAGUGAUGAGCGCUGGGAAGCCGUGGCAUAAGAACUGCUUUCGCUGUGCCAAAUGUGGAAAGAGUUUGGAGUCCACCACUCAGACGGAGAAAGAUGGAGAAAUCUACUGCAAAGCAUGCUAUGCAAAGAACUUCGGACCCAAAGGAUUUGGAUACGGUCAGGGAGCAGGAGCUCUGGUUCACGCUCAAUGAUAGACAGGACUUUGUACAUUUCUUUACUAUUGUAACACUACUUUCAAAAGAAGAAAAAGACAAUUGAGUGUUAUUUUCAUGACAAUUAAACAAUUAAUCUCCAA
Cyprinus carpio (common carp) is the source of this 1348-nucleotide messenger RNA. It is a transcript of the gene csrp2, whose product is annotated as cysteine and glycine-rich protein 2-like. Gene Ontology annotation, biological process: sarcomere organization; muscle tissue development. Gene Ontology annotation, molecular function: actinin binding; structural constituent of muscle. The transcript is spliced from 7 exons. The coding region runs from base 663 to 1244 and encodes 193 amino acids. The record is from RefSeq and is a predicted model, not a curated record. Lineage: Eukaryota; Metazoa; Chordata; Actinopteri; Cypriniformes; Cyprinidae. Gene Ontology annotation, cellular component: nucleus; Z disc; cytoplasm.